Messenger RNA from Suillus clintonianus, 1674 nucleotides. RefSeq lists its product as uncharacterized. The record is from RefSeq and is a predicted model, not a curated record. The transcript is spliced from 16 exons. Bases 487 to 1425 code for a protein of 312 amino acids. Lineage: Eukaryota; Fungi; Basidiomycota; Agaricomycetes; Boletales; Suillaceae.
UCUCCUACACAGCUGCAACUGACAGUCACCUCCCCAGCACAAAUGGCUCUCAACGACCGUUCACACCUCGUCAUGACAAGCUUUAUCUUACCUUGCGAUGUCGAUUGGAACGGUAAACGCCAAGGUAGUUUUGACACCUACCAAACGACAGACAGAUACUCCAACAAUACUCCAAUCAAUGUGAAUCUCUUUCAUGACGUUUGUUCAACCUACGGAACAUGUCUUGACUUUUAGGGGCCUAUAAGCAAAUCCAAUGGCAAUAAAUCGUCAGUCGGAUCACAUACUUUGCCUCCAUCCACACGAGUUGCUUCCGUUAAGGUUAGGACCAUCGGAAAUCGUUCCGUCCUUACAUACAUAUCACGGCAUGCGGCCAUUAGGCUCUAUUAGACGAGAUCAUCUAUUCAUCACACAGCUUCUCCAUACGCCUAUAUAUGUUGAAACCCCCAGCAGCCCCGCAUUAUCGCACCUAAGUAGUAACCUUUCACGAUGGAAGCUGUAUCCACGGCUGGCUUAUUGGUCUCCCGCUCUCUGGCUACAACAUCGUAUGGCGUCUUUUACAUGACUUCAUUGAUCUGUGUGGCCUUUUGGGCUAUGCUGUGUUUGCAAACGUUUUGGUACUUUGGAAGCUACGAAAGCGAUAGAAAAUUCUUCAAAUUUCUGGUUGUAUUCUUAUGGGCGAUCAGCACGGCGCAGACCUAUGUUAUCGUCUAUGGAGCAUGGGCCUACACGAUCGACCAUUUCGGCGACUAUACAUUUUUGUUGCACAUUGUUUCUCCAUAUGCUGCGCAGUUUAUUUUUGCAGCUACAGCCACAGUAACAGUCCAGGCAUUCUUUGUCUUCAGAAUAUGUCAGCUCAGCAGAAAUAAAAUGUGGAUGGUGGUUGCUGUGUGGGCUCCGUUGGCGAUUUUUCAGAUUGUUUCUGCAUUCAUUAUCGUCAUCAAAACUUGUAUAGCUGACUACUCUCCAUACAUCUGGGCGCCAUUGCCAAAGGACCUUGCGAUAGCCUACCUCGCAGUUUCCCUCUUCGUCGACAUAGCUAUUGCAGUGGUUUUGCUUGAGCUAUUACGGCGGCACAAGGAGCAAAGCAAAGUUCGAAGCACGUUAAAAAUUAUUCAGCGACUCAUGCUUCUGGCCGUCUUAAAUAUGCUCUGGACAACGGCGUUUGCUAUUUGCGAUUUGGUCACAUUCUUGUCCCUCCAUGACACCUUCUACAUUCUCUUUGAUAUGCCAAUCUGCUCCUUGUACUGCAACACCCUCCUUGCAAACCUUAACAUGAGGGCUUCCCUUGCAGAGAGGCAAUCGGCGAUAGACAUGAACUUGACGACAUUUGAAGUUGGACCCCGGCCCGUGGCUUUGACGCUAAAAAAUGAUCCUACGGCCUCUGCGCAAAGUGGCUCGCGUCAGAGCUCGGAACUGGCAGCAUGAUAGCGGACUACCAUAUUCUUGAGUCGGUUAUUUAUGGUGUUGUCUGUGCCUUUGAUUGUACGCGACCCGUUAGUGGUCGAUUCUGCGGACGUGUUGGGUUGCAGGGUGUAUGGUAGUUUUUGGGCGCUGCUAGAGGGCAAUACCCCACCUAAUAGGAUAAAUCAAGUAUCAGUCGAAUUGCUAUGAAUACAGACGACCUAUGUAUGCUCAUCACGAUCAAUGGAAGACGCGUACAUGAACCAGCUGGGU